AUGGCGCGUGACAUGGACACCGUCCUGCGCCAGUACUUGCGCUUCGUCAAGCCCUCCUACGAUGACUUCAUCUUCCCCACCAAGAAGUAUGCCGAUCUGCUGAUCCCUCGCGCGGCUCAGAACGAGGUGGCUGUCGACUUGAUUGUCCAGCACCUGAGCGAGAACAUGCGCCGUCCCCGGCGUCCAUCCAUCUCCCACACCCCCCUCAUGCAGUACCAGGAGCUCUCCAACUAG
This is a messenger RNA of Fonticula alba, 234 nucleotides long. Its product is annotated as uridine kinase. The record is from RefSeq and is a predicted model, not a curated record. NCBI's taxonomy places the organism in Eukaryota, Rotosphaerida, Fonticulaceae. Bases 1 to 234 code for a protein of 77 amino acids. Gene Ontology annotation, molecular function: kinase activity; ATP binding. The transcript is spliced from 2 exons.